AUGGAAGCUACAAAAGACAGUACUAUAAUGGCUCAGGAAAUGUAUUCUGAAGUAGAAAUGGAUGCUGAGAGUAGUGUAUCUUUCUUGGAUGAAGCUAGGAGUGAACAGCCUAAUAAGGGGCAAGUGCUUAUGGACAGCCAAGGAGAGGAUGAAUUUUCAGUGACAGAAACAGCUUCCUCACAGUUUUCUUUGAAUUCUGAGUGGAAGGAUUCUCAGGAGAGUCCCUCAAGAAUAAGAAAAGCAGCACUGACUGAAUUUUAUCAGCAGUAGAUAUAAGCCCCAUAAAAAAAAACUCUGAGUGUUGACUUUGACCUAGCUUCUGAGAGGACAAAGAAUGAUUACGACAAGAAAGGGAAGCAAAUAAUGCAUGGUGUUUUACAGAUUCAGGUCCCUGAACAGGAAUCGAAAAUAGAAAAUGCUUUAUAUUCAAUGCCAGAUACAGAGAAGAUGUUAGAAUCUGCCUCUUGUGCCUAUAAUAGUAUUGUAAGUUGGGGAGCUCAGAGACAGAUUCUUAGUUUAUUAGUUCAACACUACAGCUAUAAUGAUUUGAAAAAAAUACCCCAGAGCUGA
Saccostrea echinata is the source of this 570-nucleotide messenger RNA. RefSeq lists its product as uncharacterized. Lineage: Eukaryota; Metazoa; Mollusca; Bivalvia; Ostreida; Ostreidae. The record is from RefSeq and is a predicted model, not a curated record. The transcript has 3 exons.